This is a messenger RNA of Humulus lupulus (European hop), 1640 nucleotides long. RefSeq names its product mitochondrial thiamine diphosphate carrier 2-like. The coding region runs from base 359 to 1354 and encodes 331 amino acids. The transcript is spliced from 8 exons. The record is from RefSeq and is a predicted model, not a curated record. Gene Ontology annotation, cellular component: mitochondrial inner membrane. Gene Ontology annotation, biological process: thiamine pyrophosphate transmembrane transport. Lineage: Eukaryota; Viridiplantae; Streptophyta; Magnoliopsida; Rosales; Cannabaceae. Gene Ontology annotation, molecular function: thiamine transmembrane transporter activity.
UUUUUUUUUAAUUUCUUUUUCUGGGUUUGGAAUUAUUGAACUGGAAAAUAUUGACCUAACAGAAGAACUCCAUCUCUUACCAACUUUUUUCUCUCUGAAAAUUCAAAGACCAAAAUAGUAUUAGAAUCUAUACGACCUGUUUCUCGGUCCUCCCACCCACGCUUACACACACACACAUAUACAUAUAUAUAUAUAUAUUCUCUUAAAUUCUGAAAAAGAAAGAUAAAGGAAGGUCACCAACCAACGCUGUUAGGGCGGCAGAAAGCUCCUCAAAGCUAUUUCCAUGGCGGUUCAUUCUUAUAUUCUUCACUUGCUCUCUUCAGUUUAUAGCUUUGCGUAAGGGAGGGCGUCUUUUGCAAUGGAGGAUCCGGGGCAGCUUAAGCGUGCGAUGAUAGACGCCACGGCUGGGGCGAUUGCCGGAGGCAUUUCGCGGACUGUUACCUCUCCGCUUGAUGUUAUUAAAAUCAGAUUCCAGGUUCAACUGGAACCCACAACCUCCUGGGCUUUAGUCCGCAGAAACUUGUCUGGACCAUCAAAAUAUACUGGAAUGUUACAAGCAACGAAGGACAUUUUCAGAGAAGAAGGAUUACGGGGUUUCUGGCGUGGAAAUGUUCCAGCCUUGCUUAUGGUUAUGCCAUAUACUGCUAUACAAUUUACUGUGUUGCACAAAUUGAAGACAUUUGCGUCUGGUUCUUCUAAAGCAGAGGAUCACAUUAAUUUGAGUCCAUACCUUUCUUAUGUCAGUGGAGCGUUAGCAGGGUGUGCAGCUACUGUUGGGUCAUAUCCUUUCGAUCUUUUACGGACAAUAUUAGCUUCUCAAGGAGAACCUAAGGUGUAUCCCACCAUGAGAUCUGCAUUUCUGGAUAUAGUUAAUGCCCGUGGCAUCCGAGGUUUGUAUGCUGGAUUGUCACCAACACUGGUUGAGAUUGUUCCUUAUGCUGGUUUGCAAUUUGGCACCUACGACACAUUUAAGCGGUGGACAGCGGCCUGGAACCGGCAACAAUUAUCCAAGAUAAACUCAAUUGUUACAGAUGAUAGCAUUACAAGCUUUCAGCUCUUUCUCUGUGGAUUAGCAGCUGGGACAUGUGCCAAACUUGUCUGUCAUCCACUCGAUGUUGUCAAGAAAAGAUUCCAGAUCGAGGGAUUACAAAGGCACCCGCGAUAUGGGGCUCGAGUAGAGCAUCUUGCUUACAGAAACAUGUUUGAUGCCUUGCAAAGAAUCCUGAAGGCAGAAGGUUGGGCUGGUCUGUACAAGGGGAUAAUCCCAUCAACUGUCAAAGCUGCACCUGCUGGUGCAGUAACAUUUGUGGCUUAUGAAUUUGCAUCAGAUUGGUUGGAGUCAAUCUGGACGUAAAUCUAACUUCGUUUUCGUUUUCUUUUUCAUCCAUUUUUCAUUACCAUAUUCUUUUGUCCUUGGAGACCUUAGAAAGCCCUCUUAAUCAAUCGAAGGGCUAAACAAUUAUUUUUUGUUUGAUUUAGUAACUUACGACAGGCCAUUAUAUUUGUACUUGUAGGUAUGGCAAAAGUAAAGAAAGUCAAUACGUAGAGUUCGUAUUAAAUUUUUGUAGCUAAAUCUUAAAACUGUGAAUGGAUUUAAUAAUCAAAUAUUUAAGCUGGUUAACACAGCUUUAUUUCGUUCC